AUGACGCAGCAAGAGGAGAAAGAAUGGCAAGAAGUCCAAAAGAAAACGUUUACGAAGUGGGUGAAUGAGAAGUUGGUGAAGGGAGGGCAUAAGGAGAUCGGAGAUAUAUUUGAAGAUCUUUGCGACGGAGUGAAGCUUGCACAUUUGUUGACGGCUUUGCAGAAGGAUGUGGUUGAAUACAACCCGGCCCCAUGCACAAGAAUCCAAAAAAUGGAAAACGUAGAGAGGAUUCUGUCCUUUAUAAAAGGAAAGAAAGUCAAGCUCAUAAACAUAGGGCCAGCUGAUAUUGUUGAUGGAAACCCAAAGCUUAUAUUAGGACUUGUGUGGUCUUUGAUCUUAAGGCUAUCUAUUGCAGAGAUUACAGAGGCAGGGGAACUUUCUAUAAGAAACGAAUUGCUUAGAUGGUGCAAGGAAGUGACCAAUGGAUACAAAAAUGUAAAUGUAGUUGAUUUUUCUCGAAGCUGGCAGGAUGGGCUUGCAUUCAAUGCAAUUAUCCAUAGGUUCCGGCCAGACCUUGUUCCAAACUUUCAUGAGCUUAAGCCUUCAAAAAAGGCCUAUAACUUAAGCCAAGCGUUUAGGAUUGCAGAGAAGUCUCUAAACAUCAAGAAGCUGCUGGAUGUAGAAGAUAUUGCAGAGGUAUCGAUUCCCGACGAAAAGAGUAUUAUGACAUAUGUAUCUGGAUACUACAGAAAAUUCAAGGAGUAUGAGAAGGAAAAGCUUGCUUUGAACAGAGUUAAGGGGGUUUUGGAAGCUGUGGACUGGUCGAUACAAGCCCGAAACCUUUAUGAGGUUAAAGCAAGAAGCUUAAGGUCCUUGAUACAAGACUUGAGUAAUCAGAAAAAAGAGGUAUGCAAGAUGAUAAGAAGCCUCAACAAGGCAUUUGAACUAAUGCUUGAAACAAACUCCAAGGCAAUGCAUGAGUCUACCGAGAUUCAUUCUCUUUUUGGAAGUAUAAACGCAAUCCAUGACCUCUACAGAAUAAAAAGAUAUUUCCCACCGGAGGACGUGUCUCUCGAUAAGCUUGAGUUCCCUUCCUUGCAUCCGGAGAGCAUUGCGAACAGCAUUGAAAUCAAGAAGUUGUUUGAUCCUUCCUUCCAAUCCGAGUUUGAUGCUCUAAAUAGAAUAUUUGAAUUUUUCAAGCAUGUAUUUGCCAAAGGAGAAAACAUGAAGGAACAGAUGCAAGGUACUUCUGAGCUUAAGAGCAGACUUAUGGAGAUGACCUUUACACAUCCCUUGACAAAGACUCAGAAGGAGGGAUUUAAGAAUAUUGCUGCAAAGAAACUUGAAACCUUGGAAAAGAUUCUGAGCAAAAGAGAGAAAGAGGACAAGAUUCUUGAAAGUGCCACUGCUCUGUUCAACAAGGCAGUGAAGAAAAAUGAAUGUGGAAUAAGUCCAAUGGAUCUUUGCUGGUGUUUGAGCCAGUUAGGUCUUUCGGUGGAUGAGGGAAUGGUUCCUUUUGGGAAUCCCGAGGGCAGAAUAUCCUUAGAAGAUUAUCUUUUAAUAGUUAAGGAAAUGCACAAUACCCUGUUUGAUUCUGUAGAACUUAAAAAGGCUUUUGAAAUGUUCAGCGUGGACGACAUCUUGGACCUUAAAUCCCUUAACAUUGAAGGUAAGGAUCUUAGGAAUCUCUAUGAUUCCAAUGGAGAGGAGGAGCCGUCCUUAAGCGUGAGCAAGUUUUUCGAGAACUUCAUCGAAAAUUAA
This is a messenger RNA of Encephalitozoon intestinalis ATCC 50506, 1701 nucleotides long. RefSeq names its product Ca2+-binding actin-bundling protein fimbrin/plastin. The transcript has a single exon. Gene Ontology annotation, cellular component: cell projection; plasma membrane; cell junction. The record is from RefSeq and is a predicted model, not a curated record. Gene Ontology annotation, biological process: actin cytoskeleton organization. NCBI's taxonomy places the organism in Eukaryota, Fungi, Microsporidia, Unikaryonidae. Gene Ontology annotation, molecular function: actin filament binding. Bases 1 to 1701 code for a protein of 566 amino acids.